This is a messenger RNA of Culicoides brevitarsis, 1863 nucleotides long. RefSeq names its product protein tramtrack, beta isoform-like. Gene Ontology annotation, molecular function: protein binding; DNA binding. Bases 1 to 1863 code for a protein of 620 amino acids. The transcript is spliced from 3 exons. Gene Ontology annotation, cellular component: nucleus. NCBI's taxonomy places the organism in Eukaryota, Metazoa, Arthropoda, Insecta, Diptera, Ceratopogonidae. The record is from RefSeq and is a predicted model, not a curated record. Gene Ontology annotation, biological process: regulation of transcription by RNA polymerase II.
AUGGGCAGCAGCGAAGGACAAACGUACUGCCUGCGUUGGAACAACCACAAAUCAAACUUGGUAGAAAUCUUGGAUGCCCUCAUAAAGAUGGAAUGUUACGUCGAUUGCACCAUUGUCGUCGACGAGCAAGUACAAUUCAAAGCACAUCGUGUCGUGUUAGCCGCAAAUUCGCCAUAUUUCCAAUCAAUCUUACAAGAUGUCCCCAUGGAUCAUUGUAGCAUCCUCUUUCCCGGCGUCAAAGAGUUUGAGAUGCGCGCCUUGCUGGAAUACAUGUACACGGGCGAAGUUAAUGUCACAAAAUCACAAAUUCCGCGAAUCAUGAAGAUCGCAGAACAAUUGGAAGUGAAGGGUCUCUUCGAAAUGCACGAUCUCAAGGGAAAUUUCGGUAAAAUGGAUGAACAAGCGUCAUCUCCAGCGCCAACAGCUCCCCAUCAUCCCGCAUUCCCAGCAAAUAACGAAACAGCAGCAAUCAAGACAAACAAUAAUCAAGCAUCGCCCAUCACUUCGUCGAAUAAUAUCACGUCUGCGGCACAAAGUAGUAGUGCAUCUCCGCCGUACAGCAGUUACAAGCCAUACUCGAACUUGUAUCCUCGUUCUCGGAGUCCCGUUCAUACGCCUACCGCAGCUUGGCCCUUACCGCAUCUCGAUUCGUCCAUUUCAUCGCAUUUGUCACGUGUUUAUGAAUCUGUUGCCGACAUGAAUCCCCUGAAACGCAAAAAGUUGUCCUCGAUUAGCUCAAUGUUGAAUGCCAGUGCCGGAAAUCCAGCGAUCGAUACCCCAAUUUUACGGAAUGUUUUGGCCCAAUCGAAUGCCGCUGACUCCUCACAAGCCAUGCCAUUGUCGAUGUCGGAUCGGGAACGCAGUGAACGCAGCAGUAACGGAUCAAACGGAACAGAUUAUUCGGAUAAAAAGUAUCAUGAUCGCCCAAUUGAUGAACCACAUUCGCCAUACACCGACAAAUCGUACGACGAAGACUCUGCCAUGGAUCAAUCUCAAGGUUACGGAUCGGAUCGCAUUGCCUCGUAUGUCCCGCAACAGAACCAGAAACCCGAAUGGAAACGUUACAAGCAAUAUACGCGCAACGAUAUCUUAUCGGCGAUUGAAUGUGUGAAAAACGGAAUGAGUGCCUUGCAAGCUUCGCGGAAAUUUGGAGUGCCAUCACGUACGUUAUAUGACAAAGUGAAAAAGAUGGGUAUUACUACGGGACGUCCCAUGAACCGUAGCUCGAUGAAACGCAGUCCCAACUCUGGCGGAAACUCGUUGUCCUUCCCAUAUGGACUUACAGGAGCGAGUCAUUCGUAUCCCGAUAUCCAAGUGCCAUCUCAAUCACAUUCGCAUCACGAUGACGAUCGCAGCAUGGAUCGUGAACGUCAUUCGAUGAACCCACAUCCAGCAGCUGCUCUCUUACCGCCAUCAUUUUUGCAACAAGCUCUCGAUAUCCGAGGCGGAGAUGUUUCUUUACAUGCCAUGGCAUUAGCAGCAGCUGCCCAUGCACGUGCUAACGGUGUCUCAACAAGCCCCGGCACUCCUGGAACCGCUCGUUCUCCCAGUCCAAGCAUGAAUGCGCUCGCAAUGCGUGCCUUUAUGCGUCCCCCAUCAACUGAAAUGCCAAUUCCGCAAGAACAUCGUUCCCGUAAACAGUCGCCGAGUGCAAUUGUAGCUACCUCCGAGCACAUUAACAGCGAAGAAGACGACAAAGUUGAAGAUCUCUCGAUGGGACGCAGUAAAGUUAUCGUGCCGCCAUUAAGCAAAGUGAUCCAGCAACUCAAGGAACGACGAUUUGAAGAAGAAUACGCGAAAGAACGCGAAUGUGAACCUACCCCGGAAAUAAUUAAGCAAGAAACACAUCAAUCUACGGAAUAA